Messenger RNA from Pieris brassicae (large cabbage white), 1287 nucleotides. RefSeq names its product dnaJ homolog subfamily C member 25 homolog (gene DnaJ-8). The transcript has a single exon. NCBI's taxonomy places the organism in Eukaryota, Metazoa, Arthropoda, Insecta, Lepidoptera, Pieridae. The coding region runs from base 160 to 1173 and encodes 337 amino acids. Gene Ontology annotation, cellular component: endoplasmic reticulum membrane. The record is from RefSeq and is a predicted model, not a curated record. Gene Ontology annotation, biological process: protein folding.
AGCUGUGUUGCUGUAGAUAAUUUGUCUUGAUCUUGAAAUAGAUCGAAUUGUGAUGGAGAUAUUUAGUUGUCGAUAGAACAAAUUUGUCAGUUACACGCAAUUAUUUUGAGAGAAGUGUUUUUAGUGUGUUUGACGAAAAGAUUAUGUAAAAACCGAAUCAUGUUAUGUUAUAAACAUUUAUUCAUAAUUCUUUUAACAUGCCUAGUUACAGUCGUAUUGGGCCACGAUCAUUUGCUUGAAGGUAUUUAUUGUGGUAAAGAAAAUUGUUAUGAAGUUUUAGGAGUUACGAGACAAGCAACUAAAAAUGAGAUCGGUAAGAGCUACAGACAGCUGGCAAGGAAGUUCCAUCCGGAUUUGCGUAGAGGCGAAGAAGCGAAAAAAGAAGCCGAAGAGAAAUUUAAGGAAAUCGCGACAGCUUACGAGAUUUUAAGAGAUGACGAAGCUCGUUCUGAUUAUGACUACAUGUUGGACAAUCCUCAAGAAUACUAUGCUCACUACUAUAGGUAUUAUAGGCGUCGAAUGGCCCCUAAAGUGGAUGUGAGAAUCGUUGUAGCUGUUACUAUAACAGUUAUUUCUAUAAUACAGUAUUAUAGCGCAUGGUCUAAAUAUGACUCUGCAAUAAAAUACUUCAUGACAGUACCAAAAUAUAGAAACCGAGCAUUGGAUAUAGCAAAAGAUGAAACUAAGGAAUCACAAGGGAAAGGUAAAAAUAAGAAAAGCAAAGCAGAACUUAAGGAGGAACAGGAUAGGAUAAUAAGACGAGUUAUAGAAGAAAAUAUGGAUAUAAAGGGUGCAUAUGCUAAACCAGAAAUAAAAGAUAUACUGUGGAUUCAGCUAAUUAUGUUACCAUAUACAAUUACUUAUUAUAUUUAUUGGUAUGUACGGUGGCUGUGGAAUUACACAAUUUUAAAGAAACCAUAUGGAGAUGAAGAAAAAUUAUAUCUAAUACGAAAGUAUAUGCAACUUGGUCAACAUCAGUUUAAUGCAUUAGAAGAUUCAGAAAGACAAUCAUUUCUGGAUAAAGAGUUGUGGAUUAAGGAAAACUUUACAGUCUGGAAAGACAUCAAAGAGGAAGAAACUAAGAAAUCAUUAGCAGAAAAUAAUAAAUAUAAGCAAUACAGAAGGUAUAUUAAGAGUCAUGGUAUAGGACGCAUGACAUUUGAUGAUUCAUGAUAUAUUCUAAGUAAUACUUUAAAAAUUUGUAAUAAAUUUAUUUAUUUUGUAAUGAGUUGUGAAAGAAUUUAGUUGAAAAAUAUUUGUAAAUUUCAAAAAUUACUUUAAGAAUGU